AUGUCUCAUACGAAUCACGACGUGGCCAGCCGCGGUAUUGAGCAACGAGAUGUGGCUAUCGCGUUCCUCGUAGCUACCUGGGUAUUCGUGCUAUUGCGCAUAUACGUUCGAGGAUACAUGAUCCGCAACUUCGGCUGGGAUGAUUCCAUCAUGAUACUAGCAAAUCUUGUCUUUACCAUGUACUGUGUUGCCAUAUUGUACACUGAAGCACACGGAGCAGGCACGCAUCUGUCUGACCUGGCCGCUAUAAACAAGAUCAUCAACUGGACCAUUGCCGCCCAGGCCAUCUACAUCGUCACCAUAUGCUUCCUUAAGAUCUCCCUAGGCAUAUUCUUCAACCGCAUCGUAGUCAAGCCAUGGCAGAAGACCUUGAUCCUCGUAGUGGUCGUCGUUAGCACCGUUCAAAGCGUCGCCAACUUCUUCUUCGCUAUCUUUCGCUGCGGCGCGCCAGUUGGAGACUACCUAACCAAACAAAUUGCAGGCCAAUGCGCUUCUCGUCGUACCAACCUCAUCUUGCUAUACAUGCAUGCUGCUGUGACCACUAUAACCGACUGGAUAUUCGCCGGACUACCAGUCGCAGUAGUAUGGGAUGCAAAGAUGGACGUACGCACAAAAUGCUCAGUUGGCUUUAUCCUCUCUCUAGGCGCAUUCGGCAGCAUCUGCUCCAUUGUCCGCUUUUUUUACAUCGACGGCCUCACACGCACCGACGACUUCUUUUGGAACGCAACCAACACCGCCAUCUGGUCCACCAUCGAGCCCGGCGUCGGCAUAAUAGCCGGUUCCCUCGCCACAAUGCGCCCCCUCUUCAAAUCUGUGUUCACAAGUGUCCGCGACCUCACUUCCAGCGCUUCACAGAUCUCGAAGCGGAUGUCGCGCUCCUUCCGCUCACCCCCGGCCUCUGGCGCUGACAAGAGUGUUCUCGAUAGCCAGAAACGCGGCUCUGCGUAUUUGAGACCGGACAACUAUAGUGGCAAUGAUAGCCAGCACACCCGCACCACGACCACGGCGGUGAGCAAGGACGGAAGAUCGACCGAGAUGAAGCCGGGCUUCUCGGCGACUCAAACGGCCGCGAGCUCCGAAUACAUCGUUACGAGGAACGAGGAUCAAGACGGGCAGUGGCCUUUUGACCGAAGCGUUCUAGUGACACACAUGUCGAAUGAGGAGGAUGGGAUCGAGGUUGAUCGGAGGAGCUCGCAUACGCUAGGGGAAGAGGAGGGGAAUGAUGUGAGGGCGAGUUUUAGGCUGCCGAUUAAGGGCCAGAGGAGGAGCGAGGAUUAGAUGGUUUGAAGCAAAUUACCUUCCCGACUACUCUCGGACUUUCUUUCCUUUAUGGGCCUUGGACGACUUACUCUUUGUAAUAAGGUUUUCACUCACGACGUUCUUUUCGCAUGUUUCGGCGUUUGCUUGGGGAAGGGGGAAGAUACCACUUUUGCGCUGUUUUGUUUCAUUCGCUGCUGGCCUGAAGGGUCAUUGUAAUUACCUUUUGGAGGGAAAUACUAGAACGACUGUUCGCGGAGCUCUUUCAAGUCCUCGAAUUAUUCCUUCGUUGACAAUGCAGGAGAUUCGAGGGCAAGUACUCCUCAGUUAAGAAAAUCGCUAGGCUCAAUGGUAAAUCUAUGAAGUAUCCCAGUC
Molecule: messenger RNA, 1632 nt
Organism: Mytilinidion resinicola
Lineage: Eukaryota; Fungi; Ascomycota; Dothideomycetes; Mytilinidiales; Mytilinidiaceae
Exons: 5
Coding region: 1-1278 (425 amino acids)
Source: RefSeq, a predicted model, not a curated record